Molecule: messenger RNA, 593 nt
Organism: Linum tenue
Lineage: Eukaryota; Viridiplantae; Streptophyta; Magnoliopsida; Malpighiales; Linaceae
Source: the annotation of a GenBank genome assembly
AUCCUCAUUUCUCACUCCCCCCUCUUCCUUCUUCCCUCUCCAGCGGCCACAUCUGAAAUCAUGCUCCAUCAGUCGCCGACCGCAGUCCCAGACUCGAGAGGAAGCAUCACUAUACGGCGAAGCCCUUAUUCCUCCCUCCACAACUCCACCACCGGAUCGCGCUAAGGUCCCUCCGCCGCCGGCUCGCGCUCAGAUCCCUCCGCCCCCAGGUGGUGGCGUGGCGCCGCCUGCAUAUGGUUGUUGGCGAUGCGGUUGAGUAGAAGGAAAGAGGAGCCGAUGAUGAAAUCGGUGGCGCGCGGCACCAUUAGAGGGUUCCUCUUUUCUUCCCUCCUUGACGCGAAGAAUGAGGGUUUUUUUACCCUCUAUUUUUGUGGGAGGAAAAAGGUUGGGGGAAAAGUUGGAGAACCAAUACAUUUUCCCUCGUUUCCCAAAGCCAGAACAGUAAAGAAAGGAAGUAAAAGGGAGGAAAUGUUACUAUUUAACCCAACCUCCAUUCUGGAGAGAAAAUACUAUUUCUCCUUUUUUAUCUUCACCUCUCUUUUGUCAUCUCUCUUUUUAGCAUUUUCUACCUUCUUUCUUAAUUUCUUUUGAGC